Chenopodium quinoa (quinoa) is the source of this 2219-nucleotide messenger RNA. Its product is annotated as protein decapping 5-like. Gene Ontology annotation, biological process: P-body assembly; cytoplasmic stress granule assembly. The record is from RefSeq and is a predicted model, not a curated record. Lineage: Eukaryota; Viridiplantae; Streptophyta; Magnoliopsida; Caryophyllales; Amaranthaceae. Gene Ontology annotation, molecular function: mRNA binding. The coding region runs from base 114 to 1901 and encodes 595 amino acids. The transcript is spliced from 8 exons. Gene Ontology annotation, cellular component: P-body.
CUAACAAACCAUUUAUCAAUUAUCAUCAAUCUCAUCAGUCUUAAAACAGUCAACAAUAACUCUCGUCUUUCUCUCUCCUAUGGUGAGUUCAUAACUGCUAGGAACCAGAAUCCAUGUCGGCCGAAGCUUCGAAGACGACUUCAUCGGCCGAUUCGUACAUCGGCAGUUUGAUUAGUUUGACAUCAAAGAGUGAGAUCAGAUAUGAAGGCAUUCUCUAUAGAAUCAACACUGAAGAAUCUAGUAUCGGCCUUCGAAACGUUAGAUCAUUUGGAACUGAAGGACGAAAGAAAGAUGGCCCACAAGUAGCUCCUAGUGAUAAGGUUUAUGAGUAUAUACUCUUCCGUGGCAGUGACAUUAAGGAUUUGCAGGUGAAAUCAUCACCUCCCGUUCAGCCAAUUGCAUCAACAUCUUCAGUUGACAACGAUCCUGCUAUCAUUCAGUCUCAUUAUCCUCUCCCGGCUUCAACAUCGUCGAAUGUGCCACCAGCUGUUAGUGCACCAUCAGCUGAUGGUAGUUCUCAUGGACCCCAGCUUGGACACCCUGGCUCAAGCUUUCCAGGUGCUCUGCCUCUGUACCAGCCAGGUGGAAAUUUAGGUUCUUGGGGGCCAUCACCUCCUCCAGGUGCAAAUGGUAGUGGACUUGCUAUGCCUAUGUACUGGCCUGGUUUUUACGGCCCUCCCAAUGGGCUUCCUCAUAUGCCUCAGCAAACUUUGCUCCGACCACCUCAUGGACUCGCUGUGCCACCUUCCUUGCAACAACCAAUGCAAUAUUCUGGGUUCAAUCCAGCUUUACCAACGGGAUCUUCAAACAUGGCUGGGCCAAAAUUGCCUGAGAUACCCCCUAGUUUGGUUAGCUCAAGCAGCACUUCAACUACUUUAACAUCAACAUCUUUACCACAAUUUAAUUUGCCUUCUGUGCCAUCCACCGCCCUAGCGUCUGAAACAUCUUUCAGUUCUACAGUAUCUAAGGCUCCCAAUUCUGGACUUCUUUCAACACCUAGCUUCCCGUCAAUAUCUCCAUUGGCAAUCUCUGCUCCAGAUGCUAGUACCAUUGCACCUGCUGUCUCUAACAAGGUCAAUGCUAUGUCUAGUUCAGGCUUGCCAAACAUGGGUCUUUCUCAAGCACCGUCAUCUGUCAUCAGCUCUUCCAUUUCAAGCCAGACUGAGACUUCCAAACCAUCUCUGGUCACACCUGAUCAACUUCUGCAGUCUGGACAACCACCAAUUUCAUCAUCUUCAUCUUCACAAGCUGCUCACAAAGAUGUGGAAGUUGUUCAAGUCUCAUCAGCAUCACCCUCAGAUGUAAAAGCAGAAGUAGUGAAGGAGGCACAGCCACCAAUAUUGCCCCUGCCCCCUGGGUCAAGGGCUUUCCCAAAGCCUAAUGGAAACCAGUAUCAUCCACGUCAAAACUACAACUAUCGGGGACAUGAAAGAGGAAGAGGAAGAGGAAGUGGGAGCUCACGUCCAGUGACACAAUUUACCGAGGACUUCGAUUUUACAGCUAUGAAUGAGAAGUUCAAAAAGGAUGAAGUAUGGGGUCAUCUUGGUAAGAGCAACAAGGGUCACACCAAAGACAAAGAUGGUAAUGGUGGGGAUGACUCUGAAGAGGAGGGUGAGGAGAAAGCGCCUCAAAAUGAUGUAACGCCUGUUUAUAAUAAGGAUGACUUCUUCGAUACCCUCUCCUGCAACACUCUUGAGCAUGACUCCCAAAAUGGGAGGACAAGAUUCUCUGAGCAAUUGAAGAUAGAUGCUGAGACAUUUGGUGAUUUUGUGAGAUAUCGAGGUGGGCGUGGUGGUCGGGGACCAAAUCGUGGCGGCCGUGGUCGAGGUUCUUAUUAUGGAAGGGGGUAUGGCUACCCUGGAAGGGGGCGAGGGCGUGGUAUGUCUAGCCGGGGUUCCUGAUCUGUAUUGCCUGUGAUGAUGCGUGCAUCACUUUGAUUGAAAUUGGUAGAAGAUAACUGCUCGUGUUAACAUUUGUUGAUUCAGUUAGUAUGGGCAAGGUUUCUAUUAUGUAUCUUUUGCUUGUUUACAGUUAUUUUUAGUUUGAUUCAUAUUCUCCGGUGAUAAGCAAGCAACUAUGCAGUAGAAAGAAAAUGUAAGAGCAAAUUUGUAGCUUAUCAUUGGUUGACAUAAAACUGUUCAGUGAUGUAAAUUGGAACUAGUUGAUGGUGUGAUUAUUUGGUUAAGUUAUGAGGUUACUAGUUUUCAAUUUUCUUUUAA